This is a messenger RNA of Staurois parvus, 1672 nucleotides long. The record is from the annotation of a GenBank genome assembly. NCBI's taxonomy places the organism in Eukaryota, Metazoa, Chordata, Amphibia, Anura, Ranidae.
AUGGCGGCCAGCGGUGCCGGGGUGACGGUGUUGGCUCCCAAUGGAAGGCGGCAGGCGGUGAAAGUGACAGCCGGGACCCCUCUGUUACAGGUGCUGGAAGAGGUCUGCAAGAAACAGAAUUUCAACCCCAGAGAAUAUAACCUAAAGUUUCAGAGGACAGUGCUGGAUCUUUCUCUUCAAUGGCGAUUUGCGAACCUUCCUAACAAUGCCAAACUGGAGAUGGUGAGCUGCUCGACCCAGCGUGCUGGAGCAGAAUGUUCGAAAGUCCGUGUAGCCAUGCAGUUAGAAGACGGGACGAGGUUGCAGGAUGAGUUUCAAUGCAGCAAGACACUCUGGGAUGUCCUGGUCUCUUUCCCUCAAACUAAGGUGUGUUUGGACGAGGUUCCUCCUGGAAGCGUCGCCGUAUGUAUUUAUAUGCGAGAUGAGGUAUCCGGUGAAUUGCUUCUGAAGCAAACCUCUCUUCAAUCUUUGGGACUCACAGGCGGAAGUGCCAUAAUCAGGUUCGUAGUGCGGAAGAAUGAGUCGCCUGUUAGCAGACAACCACCAAGUACAGAGGAGGGCACACUAAAACAGCGGGCUUCUGGCCUCAAGGAAGAGUCCAAGGGUCCUCCGGUAACAGAAGAUGUGAAGAAAGAGCCUGUUGCUUGCCAGGAAGAGAGGUUGUCCAUUAGGGCUACAGAGAGAGAGAAGCCUCAAGAAGUUUCAGCACCUCAAACAGCAAUUCCCUGUGUAGAGAAAGCUCAGUCCAGUGUGGACAGUGUCAGGCCAAAAGCUCCUGCUCAGUCUCAAGUGACUUCGUUUGUCCCAUUCCAAGGAGGAGGCCAUCGUCUAGGUGGUGCCAACGUUCCUGCAGCUUCAUUCGAAGAUGACCUGCAAUGUGCCACGGCUCAAGAGCCUUUACACAGUCCAGAACAUUCUAAGCCAAAGAAAUCAAAGACGGAUAAUGAAUCAGAGUCUCUAGGCAGAGAGCCUAUUGUGUGCCACCUGGAUUUGGAGCAGAAUGCGCGUGCCAAUAAUCAGGAUCUGUCUGAUGAUUUUUUUGAGGUCACAGUAGAUGAUGUGAGAAGGAGGUUUGCUGAACUCAAAAAUGAAAGACAUCGUCUGGAGGAAGCCCCGCUAAUGACUAAAGCUUUAAGGGAAGCACAGCUGAAGGAAAAACUGGAGAGAUACCCAAAGGUUGUCCCUUCGAGUUGUCUUCCCGGAUCGAUUCAUCUUGCAGGGGUUUUUCCAAGUGACAGAAACCAUUGGAGCAGUGAGGGAGUUUGUUCAGAGCCACCUACAAGAACCAGAGAUUCCAUUUUAUCUGUUUAUCACUCCCCCACGAACAGAGCUGACAGAUGACUCCGAGACUCUCUUCCAGGCACACCUUUUCCCAGCUGUGGUUAUUCAUUUUGGGUCACUGGAGCAAAGGGAUCAUUAUUUGCAACAUCGUCUACUGACAGAACCAGUGUCGCCUUCUCAAGCAGAUUUGGUGGUCGCCAGGGCAAUGCCACGUGUUCCAGGAUCCUGUACUGCUCCCAUCCUGGAGGACCUCCCAGGGCCCAGCUCACAAGUUACUCAGCGAGCACCAGAGAACUACGAGGAGGAGUUUGGGAUUUCUGAUUCCCAUCAGCAAGUUCAAAGAGAUGCUAGCAAAGUCCCCAAAUGGCUGAAACUGUCAGGAAAGAAGUAA